AUGAACAAAGAUGCAAUGUUGUUAUAUUCAAAUAACAAAAUAUGCAGUACCCACUUUGAUGCCAACCUAGUGACAAAUCACUAUUUAUCGAAAAAUGCAAUUCCAACAUUGAAUCUGUUCCAAAAACCAAGAGGAAUAGAUGUUCAAACCCAAACAGAAGAUAAAAUGGGAACCGAAGGAAAACGAGUUGCACAUAUAGAAACUCAAACAACUAAAGAAUUAUCUCACCAAACACCAAGAAAAAGAAAGUUGAGGCAUCUAAUUGAGAUAACAAAUGCAGAUUUCAGAAGGAAUGAUUUACCUUCAAAAAAUGUUGAGCAUUACAUCAGUGGGUACCUCCUGCGAAAAUGCCUGAAGAAGCAUUCCUGCUUGAUUUGUGAAGAAUAUUCAAGAUCAAAUCAAAUAUUGGAUUCUACCAACUUGUUUAGCCACUUUAAAGGGGAUGCUAUUAAAUAUGGAAGAGGAGGAGGAAACUAUGGAAAAUUGCUGUCACCAGAAGAUUCUUUUGUUUUGGAGGUUACACGCCCUUGUCCUGAAUUUCCUCAGUUAUAUUUGAUACAUUUAUUUAUAAGAAUGAGAAUUUAUUACAUCACAAAAUAUGCAAAUAGAAAUUUCCAGUCUGCUGAGAGUAACAAAAGAAAAAAUAAUAAAUCAAGAAAGUUGCAGAUAUUGAAUCAUAAAUGAUGACAGGAACAGUUUGUUUUAGAACGGCUUCCGGAAGGAAAAUGAUGAAGAUGAGAGUGACAUUCAUGCCUUGCGCAAAUGCGGCUGGAACUCAUAAACUUCAAUUGCUUGUUGUCGGAAAAUCAAAAAACCCACGGGCAUUUAAAUCAACACAUCUUCCUGUUUGUUAUCGGGCACAAAAAAAUGCUUGGGUUACGAAAGACUUGUUUCUUGAGUGGUUUAAAACGGAAUUCGUUCCCGCGGUCCGCCGUCAUCUUUUGUCUGUUAAUUUGCCUCCUCAGGCACUGUUAUUGUUGGAUAAUUGUCCUGGGCAUCCAUCAGCAGAUGAACUUGUCUCUGAAGACGGCCACAUUUUUGCAAUGUUCCAGCCAUCUAACACCACGGCGUGUAUACAACCAAUGGAUCAGAACGUUAUACAAAAUGUGAAGUUAAAUUACCGCAAACCACUUUUGGUUAACUUUCUUGCAUUAUGUUCUGAAAACCUCAUGGACUCAUUAAAAUCGAUAACUUUAAAGGAUACAGUUUUUCUUUUGGCUAAUUGCUGGGCCAAUGUUAAGACAUCGCUAAUUAACAAAUCAUGGAAGAAUUUGCACCCUGAAUUUCUCACUGAUAAUGACGAACCAAAAGAUGAUGUUCCUUUAGCCCAGCUUUUUAACAGGUUGAGGGGACCCAAUGAUCCUCAAAUAGGUGAGGCAGAAGCUCAAGAAUGAGCUGCUGGUGGUGCCGAAAGCGAGUUACAUUCGUACGCGUACGAAUACUCCUCGUUAGAUUUUAUCAACCACCAGUAUAUCAAAAUUCAAUAUUUAAGAAAUAAAAUAUACCUAGUAUCUUUUAAAAUUAUCGCACAGACAGCAUACUUACAUAUCUUCUUACAUUCUACUUCUAACAGAAUGAGAUAUUUUUAUUAAGUCAACCUUAUACUUUCCUAUAAUUAAUAUUUUAUUGCAGAAUCAUGGUGCGAAAAUAUAAAAAAAGGGUACGCGUACUCAAGAAGUGGAUGAAGAGUCUAUGAAGUUACCAAUUGAUGAUAUAAUUCAAGAAAGUUGGAAAGCAGAGUCAAGAAAUUUAAAGAUGGCUCUAACGCCGAUGUACCCUUACGAACUUUCCAUUCAAAGUUCAUGAGUCUACAAGUCUUCUCCAUGGAAGAAGAGGCACGCUUAAAUGACUAUAUUACUCAUUGCUGCAAAAUGCAUUAUGGGCUAACGAAAGUACAAAUUCGGAAACUUGCCUACGAAUACGCGAAAGCGUUGAAUUUAAAAUAUCCAGCGUAGUGGGACGAAAAUCAAAUGGCUGGCUUAGAGUGGAUGCGUAAAUACAGGGAACGAAACGCCAACCUCAGUCUGCGAAAGCCAGAAAACACUAGCGCUGCUCGAUCAUUCGCGUUCAAUAAGAAUGCAGUCCAAGAGUUCUAUAAAAAUUUUGCUGAUGUAUCACAGCGACAUAAUUUUGCUGCCGACAGGAUAUUCAACUUUGACGAGUCCGGCGUGUCUACUGUUUUAAAAACUUUAAAAAGUUUUGGCUCCUAAAUCACAGAAACAAGUGGGACAAAUCGUGUCAGCGGAAAGAGGCGAAUUGAUAACAUUUGGUGGUAUUAUUGCUGCAAGUGGAAAUACUAUCCCUCCGCUUUUUGUAUUUCCACGGGUGCACUUUCUUGAAGGUGCGCCCGAAGGAAGCCUC
Molecule: messenger RNA, 2361 nt
Organism: Harmonia axyridis
Lineage: Eukaryota; Metazoa; Arthropoda; Insecta; Coleoptera; Coccinellidae
Exons: 4
Coding region: 1-684 (227 amino acids)
Source: RefSeq, a predicted model, not a curated record